AUGGAAAGUAACCCUAAGAAUAAUGUAAAGAGUUCUGAAGAAAAUGAAACUGAAAAAAAUAACAAAGAAGAAAAUAAAAUAGAUAUGGAAGGAUUUCAAUUCUUUGCAAAUAUUUGUGAAGACAAAUUAAAAGUAUUAUUAGAAAACUUUUUUUCUAAUAAAAAAUAUGAUAAACUACAAUACGUUGAAGAAAAGAUUGUUAUGCCUUCACCUGAAAUCCAGGAUGCAGAUAAUGAUUCAUCGAAUGAAAAUGAUACAAAUUCAUGUGUUCAGAAUAAGGUUAUUAGAAGUAAUUACGAUAAAAUCGUAUUAAAGCUUGUUGAUGACGUGGAGCAAUUUAUGAAACCUUAUGUCAAUGAUAGAUACAAAAUUAUUGUACAAGGUAUAAUAGGAGAAAACAAAAAGCAAGGGAUACAUAUUGCAUCCAAGUCUCUUUGGAAUGUGGAAACCGAUAAUUAUGUAUCUGUAAAAUACGUAAAUGAUUAUAUAUUUGUCACAGUUAUGGUCUUCCUAUUAUAUAACGAAUAA
Messenger RNA from Plasmodium reichenowi, 528 nucleotides. Its product is annotated as dynein light chain type 2, putative. The record is from RefSeq and is a predicted model, not a curated record. NCBI's taxonomy places the organism in Eukaryota, Apicomplexa, Aconoidasida, Haemosporida, Plasmodiidae. The transcript has 2 exons. Gene Ontology annotation, biological process: microtubule-based movement. Gene Ontology annotation, molecular function: dynein intermediate chain binding. The coding region runs from base 1 to 528 and encodes 175 amino acids. Gene Ontology annotation, cellular component: cytoplasmic dynein complex; cytoplasm.